This is a messenger RNA of Trypanosoma conorhini, 957 nucleotides long. RefSeq lists its product as uncharacterized. Bases 1 to 957 code for a protein of 318 amino acids. Lineage: Eukaryota; Euglenozoa; Kinetoplastea; Trypanosomatida; Trypanosomatidae. The transcript has a single exon. The record is from RefSeq and is a predicted model, not a curated record.
AUGUCGCGCGCUGACCGCGUUGUCAUCUUUUUGGACAUCGACGGCGUCCUGCUCCCCGUGCCUCGCUUCACCUUCGGCGGCGGCGACCUCUGCGCCCAGAGCGUCCGUCUUCUCCAGCAGAUCGUCAACGGCUGUGGCGGGGCGGAGAAGGUGACCCUUAUCCUCUCCUCCACCUGGCGCAACUUCCCCGAGCAGGUGCGGCGGCUGAAUGCGUUUGUGGAGAAGACGGUGGGGGGUGGCGUGCCGGCGGUUGCGGGGGGCACGCCGAACGGGACACCCAAAACUACCGUCGUCACGUACUACCCGGACGAUGCGUCGGAGCGGCGGCUCGUGCGGGACCGCGUGGAUGAGGUGACGAGGUGGAUUCACACACACGUGCGGGAACACCCGGAGGCUAUUGGCGGCCGCUGGUUCGCGAUAGACGACAUGCAGCUGGACGUGGACGACCGGAUGCGCGGCCAUUUUUUGAAGACAGAGACAGAGACCGGCCUCACAGAGGCGGAUGUGGCGCGGGCGCUUGAACUCAUUGCCUCCUUCCCAACUCCAGAGGUGGCGGCACAAGCGGCGGCAGCCGCGCUCGUUGACCCCGCCCUGAAGGACGACGAAAUCGAUAUUUUGGAGUCCCGCUGCCGCGAGUUGUCAGGGACUGUGAGUGAGCUGCAAGAGUCCCUGCGACAGUCGCGGCAGGCGCUCGAGGCACUGCAGUCGCAGCGCCUCGAGUGGGAGCGUGAACGCAAGGAAAUGGCGCGUCGCUUUGAGGACGUUAGCUUUCGUCUGGCGAGGUACGACUUCGCCAAAAAAAACGAGGCACUCCGGACGGCACUGGCGGCUCUCGAGAGCAAAACCGGGAAGGAACGGCACGCGUUGGAGAGCCGCAUCAAAGUCCUUGUGGAUCUUCUGCGCGCCAAAAAGGCGCUGGAGAAGACCGCACGGAAGCGGCAGAAAAGACCGCAAUGA